Molecule: messenger RNA, 2221 nt
Organism: Argiope bruennichi
Lineage: Eukaryota; Metazoa; Arthropoda; Arachnida; Araneae; Araneidae
Gene: Taf11
Product: transcription initiation factor TFIID subunit 11-like
Exons: 1
Coding region: 166-870 (234 amino acids)
Biological process (GO): RNA polymerase II preinitiation complex assembly; transcription initiation at RNA polymerase II promoter
Cellular component (GO): nucleus; transcription factor TFIID complex
Molecular function (GO): protein heterodimerization activity; transcription coactivator activity
Source: RefSeq, a predicted model, not a curated record
CUGGAAUCGUGCGGAUUUUUAAAUGUUCUUGGGAAUUUAUCAUCUUAUUUAAGAUGAUUUUCCUUUGUAAAAAUCUGUAAAAUUUCACUUCUUCUUUUCAUGAUAAUUUUUUUAAUGGAAAUUAUUAAAAUUUAUUAGUAUUCCUCAUAAUAAAUGUAGUUAGUAAUGGAUAAUUCUCCAGAUAGUUCAGAUAAUCUACCCGUCAAGAGACUUCGUUUUGAUGACGACGCUCUUCUUUCCGACAGUUCGAAUUCCAAAGCAGAUAUUAGCAUAUCAGAAUCAUUACCAGAUGAACAUCUUAGACCUUCAUUACCAUCAUCGAGCAAUUUGGAAGAUGAUGAUUACGAUGAAGACUCUCCCCUGGAAGAUCAAGAACCUAGCACUUCUUGUUCUAUAAUGCUUCCAGCGCCGCCGACUAACGUUUCUAAUGAAGAACCGCUUUCGUCACCUCCACCACCAGAAGUGGACAGUGAUGAUACGAGUCAUCCAUCAGACUCUCAGCAAAACAAAACGAAGGAACAAUUAGAAGAGGAAGAAAGAGAAAGAAUGCAAGUUCUAGUUUCAAAUUUUUCUGAGGAUCAACUCAAUAGAUAUGAAAUGUAUCGUCGAUCUGCAUUUCCAAAAGCUGCCAUUAAAAGGCUAAUGCAGUCUAUAACUGGUAGUUCUGUCUCACAGAAUGUUGUAAUAGCUGUUUCUGGCAUUGCAAAAGUUUUUGUUGGAGAAGUUGUUGAGGAAGCAUUGGAUGUUGCAGAAAAAAGUAAUGAUACUGGACCAUUGCAACCAAAACAUUUACGUGAAGCAGUAAGAAAACUGAGAAUGAGAAAUUCCAUUCCGACCAGUCGACCAAAGCCAAAUAUGUUUUUCAGAUAAUUCUUAGUAACAGUUUUGUACUAAAAUUCAAAUUUUAAUGCGUUCUUCAUUAUAACUACUGUGCAGUUAAAUAUAUUCAAAAUAAUCAAGUACUUAAUGAUAAUAUAAUCUGAGAGAGAUCAGCAUGAUCUAAUGUGAUUUGGCAAACAACUUUUACUAUACACUUUUCUUACUUUUUUAAAGAAAUUUAUGAUCUGUACAAUUUAAUUUUAAUGAAAUUUUAGUUGUCAAGCAAAAUUAGAAUCCAAUCAUUGGAAGUAGUUUGGAAAAUUCAUACAAAUUACUAAUCUUUAUCAUUUCAUGUAUUGAUUCCAUGUAGCUUUAGGGAUGGAGUCGAAGACAUCCUUUUAAAUAAAAAAUUAGGAAUCCAAGAAAAUAUUCAUACUUUAUUUCCUCAAUCUAAUAUUUAAAAGAAAAAUUAAGCUCAUUUAAAAAAAAAAAAAAUAUUCACCUUUUUUUAUUUUAUAUGACAAAAAAUGAAUUUAAUUGCAUUAAUGUGUUUACUAUUUAUACAAAUUAAAAUGUGUAUAUUCUACAAAAUCAGAGCAGAAAAUUCUGUUUCUGAAUAUCCCCUUUAAAACUUUCUCCCUUUUUUUAGUUUAAAAGAAGAAUGUUGUUGUUUUUUUAAUACUGUGUCAAGGUAUAUGAAAAACAAUUUUGUUUGGUAGUGUUGUUUGACAUUAAUAUAAUAAUAUGAAAAUUAUGUAUAGUAGCUUAAUUAAAAAUAUAAAUAAUUGUAAUGAAAUGAAGAAUAACAUACUUUGUUAAAAUAUUUCAAAUUAAUGACUGGUGUAAUCCCUCUACAUGUUGUGUACAUAGCAACUGAGGUAUGCAAAUUGCCUCACCUUCUCAUAUUAAUGUAAUCAUUUAGUUGUUCACUGAAAUUAGUAAAUAAUUUUUCUGAGAAAUAAGAUUACAAUUUUCAUUAUGUUUUAUUUAUUUUUAAAAUUUAUACUUUCAUAUUGUAUAACUUAGGUGAUUUUAUAUUUCUUAUAUUUAAAUAAAACUCAUAAAAACUUUUUGAAAAUGUAUACUAUACUUCCUUUUGGGACUUUAUUUUUCUGUCAUAAAUUGUUAAAAUAUAAAAAAAAUGUUUAUAAUAUAUUUACUGAUAGAUUUAGGCAUUCUGGGCUGAAAGCAAUGCACAUUGGAACCUUCCUUUUUGAUAAACUGAUCAAUUUAACGCCACAACAUUUUUUAACUUAAGCUAUUUUUUAUCUUAAUAACUUUUUAAAGUAUUUUAUUUAUUUAUUUUUAAUAUCUAUAUAUGUCAUCUAUAAAAUGACUAAAAUAAUAAAUUUCUUGAAAAAUUAGACACAAACAUUAGAUAAUUAUUUCUUUUUAGAUGUAU